UACGAGUGAUAAGUUUACAUCGAAGAAAAGACAAACAAUGGGGAAACUGACGAAUAGAAAUAAAAGAAAUAAAGUUGAAAUACCGACUGAAGUGAGGCAUCAUGAUGAUCCAUGGUGCAUCAAAAAGAAGCUUUACACAAGUGAUCUCGGAAACAUGUCAAGGCUGAUAUUGCCAUCGGAGUUGGUGGAGUCUCGUAUUUUAUCUCACUGGAACACCGAUCAGCUAGCCCAAAUUGAAGAAGGUUUACCCGUAUUAAUUUGGGAUUGCGAUACCCGCACCGAACAUGAGAUGAAGUUCAAAAGAUGGAAAAACGGGGCAAACGUGCUUAUCAAGAAUUGGAUAACACAGUUUGUGAAGAGGAGAGAACUAAAACAAGGGGAUGAAAUUGGUAUUUGCUGGGACAUCGCUAACUCAAGAAGAGGAAGUCGAGAGGAACCGAUUGCGUAAGUUGCCUGUCUGAUGGGCGAGUAUUUUGUCAUGCGAAUCGGAGAGAUGAGGGAUCUGGAGCGAAGGAGGAAGCAGAUGAACAGUUUUGGAGCUUUGGAAAGAGAAGCAAAAGUUGGAAGCUGUUUCUGUUUUGUUUUUUCAGGGGACGUGCUAAAAUUAAUUGUUUUGGUUUUUCAGGAGCAUCUCCUGUCUUUUCGCUGGGUUGGGUCAAAUAUUUGGGCCUAUUUCUUUCUUUGUUGGGCUGUUUUGCGACUUGGUUUUUAAUAAUAAUACCCAGCCGAUUGUUCUUCAAAAAGAAAAGAAAAAAAACCUGGAACAAGAGGCUAAGGGGCUACGGGCUAAAUUUGAUGGAUAUAAUACCCAGCUGUUACUAAGUUUUUCUAUUUUUAA
Gossypium arboreum is the source of this 838-nucleotide messenger RNA. Its product is annotated as B3 domain-containing protein At2g33720-like. Gene Ontology annotation, molecular function: DNA binding. Lineage: Eukaryota; Viridiplantae; Streptophyta; Magnoliopsida; Malvales; Malvaceae. The record is from RefSeq and is a predicted model, not a curated record. The coding region runs from base 38 to 448 and encodes 136 amino acids. The transcript is spliced from 2 exons.